AUGUAUUCCCCACGCGACGCCGCCAUACCGUGCCAAACCCCUCAUUUCCCGCUCCACCCCCCGGGCCCCCCCGGCCCGGUUGAGGGACAGACAUAUUUGGUGGAGAACACGCUGUUGGCUGAGGCUAUUGCCAAUCGCGCGGGAGUGUGGAUAGGGGACUGUGUGGCCUUCAUGCAGAACCCUGCUAACCCCAAUGUGGAUGUCUUUCUGGCGGCUACUGCCCACCACACAACGGCCAUGCUGCUGGCGGUUAUGUGGGAACGCAGCGGAGGCAGCGGAGGCGGGGGAGGAUGGGGAGGAGGUGGCGGGUCAGGGGGAGCAGCAACAGCGGGCGGAGGUGGCAGGGGGGCUUCAGGUGCCAUUGGCGGUAGCGGAAUGGAUCGCAUGUGUGGCGGCAGGGGACUGGGGGGCCAGCAACAGCAGCAGCAACAGCAGGAGCAGGAGCAGGAGCAGGAGCAGGAGCCGGCUGGUGGGGGCCGGCUGGGGUUGACUGGCAUUGAGGCCAACGUGUACAACUCUCAGGAGCUGUUGGUUGGCCUCCGGGAGUUGUUGGUGGUUUUAGAGCCGCUUGUCUCGUCCAAACUCAAUGAUGAGCUUAGUCAGGAGUGGCUACACCUUCAAAAGGAGGUACUGGAUAAAACUAAGAUCUUGAAACAGCCCAAGGACCGAACUAUCGUACUCAGGAAUACGGCGGCGCAGCUCGGUAGGUGGGGCGGGGUGAUUUUGGAACGUGACUGUGAGAGUACGGAGGUGCUCCGAAACGCCGUGGAGCUUGCCGUACUAUCCACCCUUUCCCACCCCAACAUCGUACAGUGCACCCCCGGCCCCUCCUUGAAGAAGGCCCUGGUCAUACUUAUGGAGUUUUGCGAUGCCGGCUGCCUGGCGGACGCCAUUCGGAAUGGAGUGUUCCGGGAGAACAUCAAAGUGCCAGUGAGCUCCCCCUCGGAUGUCCGCGGCUUCACCGCCAAGCUCAGUGACUUUGGCCUGGUGAAGCUGUUGACGGAGGCGGAUAUGGUGGCGGCGGCGGCGGCGGCUACAGCCCCGGGGGGGAGGACGGCGCGGAGGUACAGCGGGACCAUCUCGCACGUGGCCCCGGAAGCGAUACACCAGCACGGUAGCGGCUGUGCUGUGGACGUUGCCGUCGACAUUUACGCGUUUGGCAUUGUGAUGUGGGAGAUGCUGACGGGGCAGCCGGUGUACCUUGGGAUGAACUCGGACCAGAUUAUAGAGAGAGUGCAGAGCCAGGGACUUAGGCCCGUGCUCCCCCCGGAUACCCCCCCCGAUUACGCGGCGUUGGUGAACAGUGCGUGCCGGGCAGUGCGAAACCGUAACAAUACGCGAUUCGCCGUUAUAUUGGAAAUGUAA
Volvox carteri f. nagariensis is the source of this 1365-nucleotide messenger RNA. RefSeq lists its product as uncharacterized. Gene Ontology annotation, biological process: protein phosphorylation. The transcript has 13 exons. Bases 1 to 1365 code for a protein of 454 amino acids. Gene Ontology annotation, molecular function: protein kinase activity; ATP binding. Lineage: Eukaryota; Viridiplantae; Chlorophyta; Chlorophyceae; Chlamydomonadales; Volvocaceae. The record is from RefSeq and is a predicted model, not a curated record.